CUAUUUCCAUUGCCCCGCACCCCCCUUGCAUCCGUCUCCCUGUGCUUCACGCCACAACUCGCCUCACCAGCGAGCCCUCUCGACCUUUCGAGCCUCCUACUCCCUCGCACCACUGUUGGCUGCCUUCUCCUGGCUCGAGGUGCCCGCUAGGGAGGGGGAUUCGGAUCGCCGGCGGCUGGGCCCCUGCCGGACUCGGUGGGCGGGAUCCUCCUCGCGCUUCUUGGGGGCUCCAUGCCGUGAGCCAAGCAGCCAGCCAGCGGCAUCCUUCGUUCCCCCGGGGAGAUCUUGCUCCUAGCAGCCGAGAGCCGAGAGCAGAGAGCCGACAGGAGGCAGCGCCGACAUGGCCGGCAGCGACGAGGUCAACCGAAACGAGUGCAAGACGGUUGUGCCGCUCCACACAUGGGUGCUCAUCUCCAACUUCAAGGUGUCGUACCACAUGCUCCGCCGCCCAGACGGCACCUUCGAGCGCGACCUCGCCGAGUACAUGGACCGCCGGGUGCCCGCCAACCCCAAGCCGGUGGAGGGCGUCUCCUCCUUCGACCACGUCAUCGACCACUCCGUCGGCCUCGAGGCGCGCAUCUACCGCGCCGUCGCCGGCAACGCCGCGGCCGCAGAGGGCGCCGCCGCGCUCACCCUGCCCAUCCUCGAGUUCCUGAGCGGGGCGCCGUCCCCGGACCCGCUGCCGGUGAUCAUAUUCUUCCACGGCGGCAGCUUCGCCCACUCGGCGUCCAGCACCACCAUCUACGACAACCUCUGCCGCCAGUUGGUGAAGCUGAGCAAGGGCGUGGUGGUGUCCGUGAACUACCGGCGCGCCCCGGAGCACCGGUACCCGUGCGCGUACGACGACGGGUGGACGGCGCUCAAGUGGGCGCAGGCGCAGCCGUUCCUGCGGAGCGGCGAGGACGCGCAGCCCCGCGUGUUCCUCGCCGGCGACAGCUCCGGCGGCAACAUCGCCCACCACGUGGCCGUCCGCGCCGCGGAGGAGGGGAUCAAGAUACACGGCAACAUCCUGCUCAACGCCAUGUUCGGCGGCAAGGAGCGGACCGAGUCGGAGCGGCGGCUGGACGGCAAGUACUUCGUCACGAUGCAGGACAGGGACUGGUACUGGAAGGCGUACCUGCCGGAGGACGCGGACAGGGACCACCCGGCGUGCAACCCGUUCGGGCCGAACGGGCGGCGGCUCAAGGGCCUGCCUUUCGCCAAGAGCCUCAUCAUCGUGUCCGGGCUGGACCUCACCUGCGACCGGCAGCUGGGCUACGCCGAGGGACUCCGGGAAGACGGCCACCACGUCAAGGUGGUGCACCGAGAGAAGGCCACCAUAGGCUUCUACCUGCUCUCCAACACCGACCACUACCACGAGGUGAUGGAGGAGAUCGCCGACUUCGUCCAACUUAACCUCCGCUAGUCCCAGUACAUACACCACUCCAGUCCAGUCCAGUCGUGGAUAAGCUCGACGUCCGUCCCGACGACACAAUCAAAUACUACUACCUACCUACGUACUGCUUAUAGGAAGCUAAAUGGUAAGCUUGACUUAUACUACUAGUACUAUAAGAUCUCUUAUACUGCUGCUGCUGCCGGUGGUGGUGGUGCUGCUGCUUGGGGAUUGUUAUCUUGGAGCCCGGCAAUGGCUUCUGGCAAGCAAGUGAUCUCUAGUAAGACUCCAAAGGGGAUCCCCAUGUCUGUCUGUCUGUCUGAUGAUAAAACUCAAUGGCUCGUCCUCGUCGGUGCGAGGGAAGCACUAAUUGUUCCAUCGAUCGGCUCGGUCGGUGUGAUCCCUGAUCCAUGUUUUUCCUGGGGUUAAACAAGAGAGUGUGCUUCGCCUCCAACAUGUACUACCAUUUGGCAUUGGUUGAUGGAGAAGGAGCAUAUUAUUUCACCUUCAUCUCUGCUGCUGCUGCUGCUGCUUAUCUUCCAGCGAAGAAGAACUUGGCAUCCAUCUAACGUUAUGUGUACAUACAGUGAUCGAUCAGAGACGAUCCGUCUUUUGUUGUUGUUGAUGUAGUAGCUUCUUGUUUGAGCUACGGGUGGGAUUGGUGGAUUGGACGGUGCUCUCUCAGCUCACUUUCAUCCAAUCCCUGCCUGUGUCUAUCUAUCCUACUAUGUAUGUGGUGAUAUGCUUCCAGUCCAGACCAGUGCUAGUCUAGGCUAGCUAGCAGUAUAAAUUCUCUUCUUCUAACUUUUUGUAUCUUUUUCUUUCGAUUGAUGUAUUCUGAUCCUCCUUUCUGUAUACAUGUUUGGACUGCUAAAUGCUGUAACGCGUGUGCUUCCUUGAUCCA
This is a messenger RNA of Hordeum vulgare subsp. vulgare (domesticated barley), 2276 nucleotides long. RefSeq names its product gibberellin receptor GID1-like. NCBI's taxonomy places the organism in Eukaryota, Viridiplantae, Streptophyta, Magnoliopsida, Poales, Poaceae. Gene Ontology annotation, biological process: positive regulation of gibberellic acid mediated signaling pathway; raffinose family oligosaccharide biosynthetic process; floral organ morphogenesis. Bases 341 to 1405 code for a protein of 354 amino acids. Gene Ontology annotation, cellular component: nucleus; cytoplasm. The transcript has 2 exons. Gene Ontology annotation, molecular function: hydrolase activity; gibberellin binding. The record is from RefSeq and is a predicted model, not a curated record.